AUGGCAGAAGCUACGCCGGAUACACAUCCGCAACCCAGAAGCAUCGGCUGCGCUGGAGCUGGCGGCCCCAUGCCCACGGCGCCGGCGCGGCCGCCUGCCUCCUCCGCCCCCCCGGCGCAACCGAACAGAUACAAAGAAGAGGAUCCUGGGGAUGUGUGCAGAAGUGUCACUCCAAAGUUUACUCUUCAGGAUGGCGGUCGAGUCGCUCAGUUGCUUCUCGCAGGAAAGCUAGAAGGAAAAGGAGCGGAGAGGAGCAAAGUCUGCGCAGGCGCGCGGCCGGCUGAACAACUCAAGAGAACACGGCGGACGCCUCCUCGCCCGCCGGCCCUAGUCGCGGGGGCACCCUCGGACGUCGGCGGCUGCCUUAGUUCAGCCGACCUCGUGGGAGAUAUUGACACGGAUAAGGCCACGACGCCUGAAGCUGCGCCGAUCCCCGCGGUUCAGCAUGACUCCGGCGAAUACCAAGAUACGUUCCUUACAGCGUCACGCGCGCGAACCGAGGGGAAGUGCCUCGACAAUAAAGGUGGAGGUUCGUUGUCAAAGGAUGUGACAGCGCCCUCGCUGCUCGCUUCAAGUAGUGCGACGAGCAAUAGCAGUGAUUCCUUCGACCAGGAGGUAUGGCGAGUCUCUGAUGCUGAACGACCCGCGAAGGCUGUCAAAUCCGAUCGAGCAGCAUUAUCUGCUGAAACGCACGAAGCUAGAGACGACAGAAAACUCUCGGUCACUUCCAAGCAUUCCAGCACACCGUGUGUUCCAUGGGCAGAUUCUGAGGAAGCCGGUUGUCCUCCUUUGCGGCAGAGCAAAACCGCUCCGGUGUUGCCAAGCGAUCGAGGCUCUGGCGAAACGAGUUUAGAGUUCGCAGUCCGAACGGCGACGAACAACGAAAGCCCACAAGCAAAUGCAGUAUUUUCUGAUGAUUUGAGACUUGAAAGAGGGGAACGUCCGGCUAGUCACCAAGCGCUGCAAGCUGUACUUCGUGAAGAGUUGCUGCAGGCAAAUUACGAGUCUCUUCACCGCUCUGAUAGCGGCGGUUCAGAGGAGGCUGCGUUCACUAACGGCAAAGGCUUUCCAGAGUGGGUUGAUGCUGGUCUUGUCUCUAAGGCGGCGAGCAUGCUGACUCACAACUCUAAUGUGGGAGGACACGUGGAAGAGAACCGCGACCAGAGAGAACCACAAUCCGCGAGUCGGCCCCUGAGGGUUACUUCCGCCGCAACCACGAGUUCCGCACACUCCGAGCAGAUUGAUUCAUUCCUUCGAAGUCAGGCCGCCCAGCAGUUGCUUCUGCAGCAGCUUCAAAAAAACCCCACUGUCUGGUGGAGUCGGUCUGACGUGCAGGAGCUGCUUCUCAAGGGGGGACGACUGUCAGAAUAUAGUAGAACCGAGGGCGUCGAUUCAUCUUCCCGCCAUGGUAAAGAACCCGCGUCGUCAGGCUCCUCUGUUUCCGCCUGGGUAUCUCACGCAGCGAAAUCCGGGAAUAGGGACGGCGUCCAAUGCGUCAGUUUGAAGCGGCCGCUCACCAUGGAGUCCCGAGACUCGCUGCCUGGCAGUCUAGGUAACGACCGCCAGCUGCACCGGGUUGCUUACAGGCAAGAGCCCCAGUUGAUGGAUUCAGGUCACCUGGACGUGCACGAGGAACCCGGCGAUGAGACUGGCGUUGUUGACGAAGACCGUCGUGACGCAAAGCGGCAGCGAUGGGAGUCAGAUGGUGAGGAAGAAGAAGAGGAACCGUUUAACGAUGUCGGAGAGGAAACAAGAGCGCGCCUCGUCCGGGCGGCUCGAAAAUUUCCACCUUUCCGGGGCGUUUAUUUUGACACCCGCCGUGGCAAUUUGUCUUGGCGUUGUAGCUGGAAGGUGCAAGGGAAGAAGCGGAGCCGCAGCUGGAGCGUGAUGAAGUUCGGAAUGGAAAGAGCGCGUGCCAAGGCUAUUGCCGAAAGGAUGAAACAUGCACCGCAGCCGUAUCCACAGAGUCCUCAAUCUCCAGUGAGCCCUCACCCAGAGAUGGAGAACACUCCUUCUCUCCUCCCAUCAGCACUCCCCCCAACUUUGUUGUGCGCCACUCGCGGGGUGCACACCGCCAAAGCACGUGCUGGUGGCUUCUCUGCUUCGGCUGCUCUACUCGCCGAGGCAUCUGCGCAGUUGAAUCUCGGCUUGAAGCAACGAAACCGCAGCCCGCAAGGCCGCUGCGAGCAGUCACUUGCGCAUCAGAUGAAGGAGAUGGACGCCACGGCUGGCGACGACAUGUGGAACUGCAGUCGGCCUCUUGGUGGAACGCGAUCGAGACCCGAACGUGCGGCAAAAGACGAGCCGCUCGCUGCGAUGCUCCGGAGAGUUGUCGGCAUGCAGGGAGGCCGGAACUGCGACUUCCAGGGAAGCUUGUCCAAAGCUGCGAAACUCUGUAGCGGGGACCCCGCGCGUGCUGGGGGGCUCCCAGAUUACGCAGACGAAGACAGGUGCCUGGUCGCAGGCACAGGGCUUCCCUCUGCGUCUCAGGGUUGCGGCACGCACCAGCGUGGCUCUGGAAAGCUCCGGCGUCCAGGUGGUGCCGAGGGAGCCUGGAGGCGUCCGAACUCAGCGAUGUCGGUAGGCCGUCAGGAAGAUCGGAAUCAGGCAGCCUGUCAGCUGUCCUCGAACUGCUGCUGCCCGUCGUGUUGCGCGCCUUCCGCAUCUCUGGCAGCAGAGGAUUUCUCCGAUGACGCCCUGUCUUGCAUCACCGAAGGCAAGUGGGGUGGGGCCUUGGCGACAGCCAAUCGACUUUCCGCGAAUGUGGUCUCUCCCAUCAAUCUGGGCGACGGCGCCGAAGCCGAGCAGCUGGGGGCGCUUACAGACGCGGCCAAGGUUACGUCUCUUCUAGCCGCGCCGUUGAUGGGCAGCCGCGCGAAAGAAGGAGACUUAGUGUCGUUCAGCGGGAACUCCAAUGUGUCUGAUUUGUGUCGAGCGCUGGACAAGACCUUUGACGUUGGAGCCGACGACAGCACUCUCUCCGCUCUCUCUGCGCUGGCUACGACAGUUGGUUGCGGGUUGCUAGGCGACAAACGCAUAGAAGGGCUUUCCAGGGGAAACCAGGGUGAGCUGUCUGCAGGAAAUGGUGCAGAGCGUGAGGGCCCCCUCGACAUGCUCGGGAAAGCAAACGCCAGUUCUGUGCUGGCCCCAUUCAGGGCAGAGUCCGUUGCAGGAGCGUCUACAACCUCCUCGCUUGACGAGAGAAGGAAACUUGCUCUGGGCACCGGUCAGGAAGUGUCUCCCUUGUCUGCUUCCCGGUUGCCCGCCCGAUCGCCAGAGGCGCUGCUGCACCGCGUUGUUUCUGCCGCCACUGCUGUCAGCGGUAUUAAUGAGCUCGUUCGUCACGCGCUAGGAGCAAGCGCGACGGACAACGGGAGUCGGGGGGCGGCGUCGGAUGUCGAUGGACUCGACGCAGAAGAGCUCCGCCACCGUCAAAGUCCGCGUUCAUGUGAUGAAACAUCGGAAGGCAUCGGCUCUCCACGGAGGUACACAAGAGCAGCGGGUUCAGGGCUCAACGCAGGGCAGAAGCUGGUCACCGAACCUCGAGAUCAUGAGGACGUUUCUGGACUCUUCUCUGACAUAGCAUGCGAGACGACACGUUUACUCUCCCUAGGCGACUCCAAAGAAGAGACAAGGGCAGCAAAAGGGGAGAAGGAAGGAUGCUGCCUACGCAGCUGUGUAUCUGAGUGUGCACACAAGACGAGCCACAAUGGUGGCGAGACAGGAGAAUCGAAUGGCGCCGAGAUCCGUGCUACCCAAGAAAGUCGUGCUGCGCCUGCUCUGAAGCCGACGCCACCGUCACAAAUAGCUCCUGGAAGCAUCAGCAAGACGGAAGAGUUCGCGGAUGCAGCCCCAAUACACAGGGCGUUACUGGUGGAAAUUCUGCAAGAUCUCAAGAAAAGCACGCUUCCUCUUGUCAGUACGCUAUCGUGUCGGUCCAGUCAGAGAACUCCGGCUUGCCUUAUUCUUGCUGCCUCAAAGGCGAACAGCGACUCCAAGGAGGACACUGAUUCCAUGCACAAGACAAUUGAAGAUGUGGCAGAGUUCUCGAAAUGGUGCCCUGAAGCCCUCGACUCACGCAUAGAAUUCGCCCGGACGUCAGAUGAAGAGCGGCUCGAGCCUCUCAUGAGGCUCCUGCGUGGGUGCCUCUCGCGGCUUAUUCUUCCCUCAUCCCUCUCCGACGCUGAGCAACUGUCGUUGCUGGCUUCCGUGUUAACGUAUCACUGCGUUUCCAUGGGCGGCGAUUCCGUGAAACCAGAGCAAGUCGCGCCUCCUCCGGAGGCAGAUGUCGCAGCGUAG
Molecule: messenger RNA, 4299 nt
Organism: Besnoitia besnoiti
Lineage: Eukaryota; Apicomplexa; Conoidasida; Eucoccidiorida; Sarcocystidae
Exons: 2
Coding region: 1-4299 (1432 amino acids)
Biological process (GO): regulation of DNA-templated transcription
Molecular function (GO): DNA-binding transcription factor activity
Source: RefSeq, a predicted model, not a curated record